Messenger RNA from Tripterygium wilfordii, 1317 nucleotides. RefSeq names its product transcription factor MYB118-like. The transcript has 3 exons. Bases 1 to 1317 code for a protein of 438 amino acids. Gene Ontology annotation, cellular component: nucleus. Gene Ontology annotation, molecular function: RNA polymerase II cis-regulatory region sequence-specific DNA binding; DNA-binding transcription factor activity, RNA polymerase II-specific. The record is from RefSeq and is a predicted model, not a curated record. NCBI's taxonomy places the organism in Eukaryota, Viridiplantae, Streptophyta, Magnoliopsida, Celastrales, Celastraceae. Gene Ontology annotation, biological process: regulation of DNA-templated transcription.
AUGGAGUUUGAUAAGAAUUUGAGAGAAGAAUUCCCUUUCCUUUCAAGCCUAAUCUCAGACAAUAAUAAUGAUUCUCCCUUCAAAUUAACAAAUGAAUUUUCUCUUGACACCCCAAACACCUCCUCCUUCUCUUCAUCUUCCUCAACUUCUUCAAAUAGUACUAAUUUGUGUGACAACUACUUUCAGUACCUGGACUACCUUCUCAACAAUGACAUGUCCUUCAAAUCUAAUCAUUCAGCAAUCCAAGGGUCUUCACUGGAUUCCCCAAUUAGGGUUUCUACAUCGACGAGCGGGGACGAUCCGUUAGAGGCCUACACUAAUGGGGUGUUCAAAGAUGUUAAUGCCUAUGCAAAUGAAGCUCUCUAUGAUCUUGAUUGCAAGAACAUUAAUGGGGUGUUACAGAGGAGAGUGGUACCCUUUUGGGAUCAGAUUGAAUUUCAAAAGAAAUCUGAAAUCCAGGUAGCUUCGUCAACUUUGCUCAUCAAUUUUGAAGAAUUUGGAUCUGUUAAUAGGUUGCUACCCACAGAGGAGAUGUCAUGCACAGCAGUAGAUAAUGCUGGUCAUGGUGCACAUCAAAGUAAAGGGAAGAUCAUCAAAAGGGUUCCUAUUAAAAGAGAUUUCAAAGUCCCAAACAGGAAGAAGAUAAGCAAAGGCCAAUGGAGUCAAGAAGAAGAUAGACUGUUGGUGCAAUUGGUGGAAGAAUAUGGAGUGAAAAACUGGUCUCAAGUAGCUAUGUUGAUGGAGGGAAGAGUUGGGAAGCAAUGUAGGGAGAGAUGGCACAACCACUUAAGGCCAGAGAUCAGGAAAGACGCAUGGAGCGAAGAGGAAGACCAGCUACUAAUAGAAGCUCACAAAGAAAUGGGGAACAAAUGGGCAGAGAUUGCAAAGAGAUUGCCUGGAAGGACUGAAAACACAAUCAAGAACCAUUGGAAUGCAACCAAGAGAAGGCAAUUCGCAAGGCGGAAAGGGAAAGGCAUGACUAGUACUACUUCUCCUCCAAUAACUUCUCACUUGCAAAACUACAUCAAGGGCUUGACUACUAAUUCUCCAACUCAAACACCUGAAAUUGUGUCUACUACUAGUAGUGAAAUUCCAAGCUACUAUUCUAGUGAGGCCAUGGAAUUGCUUCCUUUUGGGAUGAACAUGUUCGCGGAUACCUUGCCCCCGCCGGUGUUUGAUGAUGAGAUUUGUAGCAGUUCGGCUAUUGUUGAUGAUGAGAUGGCUCUGAAGAUGGAUGGAUUGAAGCAAAGUGACGAUCAUGAGGUGAUGAGGAAGGAAUUGGAUUUGAUAGAGAUGAUGGCUCAAGAGAAUGCUUGA